CUUUACAAUUUCCGCUAAAUGGCAUCAAGAUGGCGGCGCCCUCAACGAGGACGCUAGCGGCGUUGCAGCGAGCGACAUGGAAGGUAUCCCAAACUUCAGCGGGCGUGCCGCGGCACCCCGUGCCGCUUUUAGUGCCCGUGCGGACCAAGAAGCGCUUUUAUAUCCCACCGCCCGUGGGCGUGAAGGGCAAGAAGGAUGUCAACCCCGAAGCCAAGGCCAGAGCGGCUGGUGUUGUGUUCCGGCAGGAGUACAUGGAGAGGCCCAUCAAUAUCUCCUGCACCGCGGGAAUCUUUGACCCCUACGUUCCUCCCGAAGGCGAUGCUCGUCUCUCCUCUCUGUCCAAAGAAGGCUUGAAGCAGCGCACGGAGCAACUGCGGCAGAGCGCCUCCUCACAGUUGGCAAUUCGUAAGAUCAAAGAGUUCGACUCCGGGUUCUCCUCCAAGGAUUUUGCCGAACGAGCCCUGGAAAUCUUCACGGAGGCUCACAACGUGCUGUGCAACUUCAACAGAGAGAAGCUUCACUCGCUGGUGACGGAGCGCUGUUACCCGCUCUCCUCAUGGCAGGAAAUGACUCGGGGCAACCGCUACAAGACCCUGCGCUGGCGCUUGGUGGAGUCGCUGGAGCCGCCCCGCGUGGUUCACGCCCGCUGCCCCGACAUGGUUUCUAAGGGCAACCUCUACGGCCAGGUGACGGUCCGCAUGCACUCUCGACAGAUUCUGGCCAUCUACGACCGCUUCGGCCGCUUGAUGCUGGGCGACGAAGCUCAGCCCAAAGACGUGUUGGAAUAUUUGGUCAUGGAGCGGCACCUGGUCAACCCAUACGGACGCUGGCGACUUCACGGGAAGAUUGUGCCGUCCUGGGCCCCCGCCAAGGCCCCCGUCAUUAAAACCGUGAUGAUCCCCGGUCCAGACCUAAAGCCCGAAGAAGAAUUCGAUGCCCUCAACUACAAAGUUCCCAAAGCAGAGGCAGUGCAGUGGUCCAAAUGAGCCUCCAGGUAGUGCUGCAUUCAAAGUCCACGAUUGGAGCACUUUUUGGUUGCUUAAAUUUUGCCUAUUCUCACACUCUUGGUUCCUCUUUUUGUCUUUAUUUUAAAUCACUCAAACAAAAAAAGCAAAUAAAAAUGGACAUUCACAAA
Molecule: messenger RNA, 1135 nt
Organism: Syngnathus typhle (broad-nosed pipefish)
Lineage: Eukaryota; Metazoa; Chordata; Actinopteri; Syngnathiformes; Syngnathidae
Gene: mrpl45
Product: mitochondrial ribosomal protein L45
Exons: 8
Coding region: 30-986 (318 amino acids)
Cellular component (GO): mitochondrion
Source: RefSeq, a predicted model, not a curated record